AUGAUAAUAAAUUUACCUGAUAUUUCACCCGAUAUAUUCAACAAUAUAUUAAACGGUAAAAUGAAUUAUUACAAAGAUUCAUUGGAUGAUGUCUAUAGUUGUUUAAAAAGAAUAAAAGCAGCUGAUGAAUUAGCUUUAGACGAUUAUUUACAACACGAACAAAAUUUUUUGAUAAAUUAUAGAUCAGAAUGGAUACGACUAAAUUUCAUUAAAGUCUACGAGCUUACUUUAGAAUUACCAGCUUUAACAAUUUUAAAAAAUUUUUUAUUAAGCUUAUUAUGUUAUCAACCAAAAUUAAUGUUUAAUAGUGCUAGCUACAUAAAAUAUUUGGAUCGGGAUGAAGAUUACAAACGAAAAGUUAAACCUUUUGAAAACUUGUUUUUAACCAAUAACAAUUCAAGGCAUUCGUUGAAAUUGGAUGAACUACGUAAGAUCUAUGACAACCCAAUACCAAUACCAUUCUAUUUUAAACUAUUAAUACGUGGUAGUAGAGAUGGCUUUUCAUCUGAGAUAUUUCAUAAAUGGUGUGACGAUUAUGGUGCGCCAACAUUGAUAAUUAUCAAAUUAAAGAAUUCUUUACAGAUAAUAGGCGGGUUCAAUUAUUCCAGCUGGAAAUCACCUUUUUUGAUCUUUUCAACAUUUCAACAUGACAGACAUGCAUUUAUAUUUUCGCUAUGCAACACAUAUGGGAACAAGGAUAAUUUUAAAUUGGCCAGGCCGAAAAGAACUUUGAUUAAUGAUGGUUGGAAAGCAUUGAAGUUCAGUAGAUAUGCCGGUCCUUGUUUUGGUAAAAGUGAUUUACAACUAAGAAGCAAUAAGACUUGUUAUUGUAAGCAACAUGAUUAUGAUGAUUCUAUCACUGAUAAAUUUGGUGUUUUUGAAAUCGAUGAUUAUGAAGUAUUCAGGGUUGGUUUUAGCUAA
Entrophospora sp. SA101 is the source of this 921-nucleotide messenger RNA. The record is from the annotation of a GenBank genome assembly. NCBI's taxonomy places the organism in Eukaryota, Fungi, Glomeromycota, Glomeromycetes, Entrophosporales, Entrophosporaceae.